Molecule: messenger RNA, 1895 nt
Organism: Sinocyclocheilus anshuiensis
Lineage: Eukaryota; Metazoa; Chordata; Actinopteri; Cypriniformes; Cyprinidae
Product: very-long-chain (3R)-3-hydroxyacyl-CoA dehydratase
Exons: 11
Coding region: 107-1186 (359 amino acids)
Biological process (GO): fatty acid elongation; sphingolipid biosynthetic process; very long-chain fatty acid biosynthetic process
Cellular component (GO): endoplasmic reticulum membrane
Molecular function (GO): 3-hydroxyacyl-CoA dehydratase activity
Source: RefSeq, a predicted model, not a curated record
ACAAAUGACAGAAUCCUUGGAAACGUCUUCCGGCUGCCUGUUACAAGAUUUACGUCGCCUGUCAUUCAUUUUCAAAUCUUAGCAUUAUUGAAUGUGAAUAUUUGCAAUGCAGGCUCUCACACCUCACGUGUACUGGGCGCAGCGGCAUGGGGAGAUAUAUCUGCGAGUGGAGAUCAGUGAUGCACAGAAUCUCAGUAUUGGUGUAGAAGAGAACAUCCUUCACUUCAAAGGUCAAGGGCAUGGAGCGAAAGGAGAAAAUGAAUAUGAAUUCAGCCUGGAAUUCCUAAAACUUGUUAAACCUGAGGUAAAACACAAAUCCACUCAGCGGCAGGUGAAUAUCACGGUAAAGAAGCCGGAGCACGUCUGGUGGGAUCGGCUCACUAAGCAAGAGAAGAAGCCUCUGUUUUUAGCACCUGAUUUUGACCGCUGGCUGGAUGAGUCAGAUGCAGAAAUGGAGCUCAGAGAGAAGGAAGAGAAAAUAAACAAAGUCAGCAUUGAGUCAAGGGUUCGUAAGGACCCUUUUCUUGGCUUGAAAAAAGGUUUUCUCUUUAUGUACAAUUUGGUCCAGUUCCUCGGUUAUUCCUGGAUAUUUGUCAACAUGACUGUACGUCUGUUCAUACUUGGGCAAGAUUCUUUCUACGACACAUUUCAUACCAUUGCAGACGUGAUGUACUUCUGUCAGAUGCUGGCAAUAAUGGAGGUUAUUAAUCCUGCUGUUGGGUUGGUUAAGACAGGAGUCAUGCCUGCUUUCAUUCAGGUGAUGGGGAGAAACUUCAUCCUUUUUGUCAUAUUUGGUACUUUAGAGGAUAUGCAGAACAAGCCAGUGGUCUUCUUUGUCUUCUAUCUGUGGAGUAUAAUUGAGAUAUUCAGGUAUCCUUUCUACAUGUUGGCCUGCAUUGAUACGGAAUGGAAGUUGUUGACUUGGUUGAGAUACACCAUAUGGAUACCCCUGUACCCUCUUGGAGUGCUAGCUGAAGCUGUGGCGCUGAUCCAGUCCAUCCCCAUCUUCGAUGAAACCAAACUCCUCAGUAUCCCUCUGCCUAAAGCCAUUGGCAUGUCUCUCAGCUUCUCCUACAUCCUGCAGCUCUACCUGGUGAUCAUGUUCCUGGGCCUCUUCAUCAACUUCCGCCACCUCUUCAAGCAGAGGAGUAGACGGUUUCGCACAAAAAAGAGGAAAGCCAACUGAGGGGAAGGUGAAGCCACAUGCUUCAUUCUCCAUGUGUGUCUCUGUUUUUGUUCGAUUUAAUUUGCCACCUCCAUUUUCUUUCUUUACAUUUGCCCUCUGUCACAGAGAAGUCAUUAUUGAGGGAAAACUAUUUCUCUUUUAAACACCCAAGUCAAAUUCAUUUACUUUCUACAUACUGAAAUACUGAAGGAAGUUGUAGAGGAUAAAGAUGACUAAUUUAAAACACUAGAAAGAAGUAUCUUAUCAAAUAAUUCUAACCCAGGACCAUGAAGGUAUUUAUACAUUGCAUCAUUCCAUCUAUAUGCAGUAUGUUUGCGUGCUUGUAGUAGAUUAGCUGUGUGUCAGACUUAAAGAAGCAACAUUUUAUUUUCCUGUCAUUCCCUGAGAUGUGUUGUAGUAGUUGACAGAGCACUGACAACAACAACAUAGACCAUGAACCUCAAGGAAAACGUCAUGAAGCAUUCAAGUCACAUGAGAAGAGCCAAUUCAGUGUUGUUGGAUGUGGAAUCUGGACAUGAAUGUGUAAAUGCAACUGUUAAAUAUUUAAUUAAAUUUCAAUGAAACAAAACAUUUUCAGAUGACUACCAUUAGGCAUAAACUACAGGCAGUUUAAUUUUUAUUGGUCAUUGUUAGAAAAAGUUAUUUACAUAAACAGUUGUUGGUCUGAAAACAGAUUCCAAAGUCUCCAAAUGCAUUUUCUUGGAAAAAA